Danio aesculapii is the source of this 7911-nucleotide messenger RNA. It is a transcript of the gene rereb, whose product is annotated as arginine-glutamic acid dipeptide (RE) repeats b. The record is from RefSeq and is a predicted model, not a curated record. Gene Ontology annotation, molecular function: transcription corepressor activity; sequence-specific DNA binding. Gene Ontology annotation, biological process: regulation of DNA-templated transcription. The transcript is spliced from 17 exons. NCBI's taxonomy places the organism in Eukaryota, Metazoa, Chordata, Actinopteri, Cypriniformes, Danionidae. The coding region runs from base 372 to 4028 and encodes 1218 amino acids. Gene Ontology annotation, cellular component: nucleus.
AAAUAAAAAAACGAAUCAAACAUGCAGAGGAAUGCCACCAUCAAGACUGGGCUGGUGAAAUGCGCCGAGACGUCCAUGUUCUUGUGUGAAUAUUGACUCGGGAGGACGGCCAAACACAUCUCCCUGAAGCUGAUCUCCAUAGACAGCGGACACGGAGAUGAUCCCAUUAGCGCUGGCUGCAGCGGCACAUGCUCAGUUAUGCUUGUUGAAGGGGAUCUCAGUAGGCUGUGCGUGAACACUGAGGUCAUCGCCUGCGCUCAGGAAAAAAUACUCCGCGCAGCCUCCAUUUUGAGUAGUAUGAAAUAGAGGAAACCAUAGUUUGGAGCCGCCGCCGCAAACAAACUGUAAACACUAGCGAAACAGCCUCUGCCAUGGACGACUUGUUCAGUCCGCGAAGGCAGCUGAAUAGCACACAAGGAGAGAUUCGAGUGGGACCAAGUCAUCAGGCCAAGCUCCCAGAAUUACAGCCGCCUCCUGCUCACAGUACAGAGUCGGUCACAGAAAAUGAGGAUCUGGUUUGGGCACCUGGGGUCAAUGACUGUGACCUUCUCAUGUAUCUGCGGGCUGCCAGGAGCAUGGCGGCUUUUGCAGGGAUGUGUGAUGGAGGUUCAACAGAAGAUGGUUGUCUAGCAGCUUCACGAGAUGAUACCACUUUGAAUGCUUUAAAUACGCUUCAUGAAAGCCAAUACGACGCAGCCAAAGCACUGCAGUGCCUGGUGAAGAAACCUGUUCCAAAGCUUAUUGAGAAAUGCUGGUCUGAAGAUGAAGUGAAACGGUUUAUCAAAGGACUCAGACAGUACGGCAAAAACUUCUUCAAGAUUCGUAAGGAUCUACUGCCUAGUAAGAAAACGGGUGAGCUGAUCACAUUUUACUACUACUGGAAGAAAACUCCAGAAGCUGUGGCGGCACGACCUCACCGUCAGCAAAGAAGACAGCCAGUGUCUCGCAAAGUGAAAACUCGCAAUGCAACAGCUGCAGCCAAUGCAACAUCUCGCACUUCUUCCAUGGAGCUCAGUUCGGCCAGUGAAGAUGAUCUGGACAGUGAGGAUAGUGAGCAGGGUGGCAAACGUCAAGCUUGCAGUCACUGUCUAUCCACUAACUCCAAAGACUGGCAUCAUGGAGGAAGAGAUAAUGUCUUGCUGUGCUCUAGCUGUCACUCUCACUUCAGCAAACAUCGGCGUCUGCCACCUGUUCCCAAACCAGCAGACCCACCCUAUCUCUUCAAACCCGUCAAAGAAGAGGAAGAGGAAAGCAGGCAUGGCAUGAAGACCCGCCGCAGCCGCGUGCCCCCACAUAUGGCAUCUCUUCGAAGCGGGCGCAACAGGCCGACCGGAAGUCCCGAGAGGGGCAUUUCUCCGCCCUCUGAGGAUGUGCGGCCUAAUGGUCAGUCCUCUAGAGCCAGUUCCACUACAAUGACAACCAGGGCGUCCAGCUCGGAUAUCAAGAAUGGAGUUGCUGGCAAGACCAACAAGAAGAUGAAAGUAGAGGCAUCUGUAGUAAAGGGUGUGAAAAGACAGAGAGAGUCAGCUGCUCCAGAUGCUGACGAACCUGAGAGGAAAAACAUGAAACGACCAAAGAAUCAGGAGGGUCCUGAUUCUCCAUCAGAAGGUGAGGGUGAAGGCGAAAGCUCUGACAGCCGCAGUGCCAACGAGGAUGGCAGCAGUGACACUAAAGACAUUGAUCAGGACAACCGCAGCUCCUCCCCGAGCCUAGCUAGUCCCCUGCAAGCCAAUGAAAGUGACUCAGACUCUCCAGCACCACCGCCUGCAUCAGGCCCAACUACACAAACCCAGCCCCAGCCCCAGCAGCCUGCUGCAGCCCCCACAACACACACCCCAUCUGAAUCUCCACCAUCUCCUCAGCCGACUCUGCCUACAUUCUCAUCCGCACCUUCCCCUGGAGUGCCUGCAACUAGUGUUACAUCGAAGGCACCAUCUAUAGAGACAACCCAGGACGUUCCCUCUCCAACCCCUUUCAGAAGUGGCCCCAGGGCCCCCGAUGCUCCCGUCUCUUACUCAAACUCCUCAUCUCAACAGGUGCAGUGUCCAGGACAGGGGCAGUCAUUCCCUGUGCCAGCCCAUUAUCAGCACAAUUCAGGUCAGCUGCAAAAUCCUUCAUCCGGGGCAAAUCAGCCGCCAGGAUACACUUCCAGACCACUGCACCUUCAAAGAGAGAGUCCUCUUCCUCCUCUUCCUGCUACAGCAACAUCCCAAAUCAAGCCCCCUCCGACCACUCCAAUUCCACCUUCUCACAAACAGCCACCUCACCUUUCUGCACCUCCACCCCAUUUCCUACAGAUCCACCCUAAUUUACCACCACCUCCCGCUCUGAAGCCACUAGCUUCCCUGCCCUCACAGCAUUUGCCUUCCUCCCAGCCUCCUCCACUGCAUGUAAUUCCACAAAAUAACCCCGCUCCGCCUUCAGUCCUAACUCAGGCACAGAGCCAGCAGGUUAAAAGUCACAGCAGUGCGCCCCCUCCGGCCGCAGCUAGUUCUCACCCACCACUCCCCCCGAAUCGCCCUGCUCCUGAGUCUACUGCUUCAUACCCUCUUUACACUUCUCCAAUCUCUGUCCCGGCCCAUCAGCCCUCCACAUCCUCCUCAGCAAAUACUCCUGUUGGCCAAGCUAUUAUUAAAGAGGAGCCAGUUGAUGAGGAAGAGGAGUGUGAUAGUCCGCCUCCUCCUCGCAGGAGUCCCUCUCCCGCACCGACAGUUGUGGACAUUCCCAGUCACGCAAGUCAGUCAGCAAGAUUCAUCAAACACCUCAACCGAGGCUACAACUCCUGCUCUCGCACAGACCUGUACUUCACCCCCUUGGCCUCCUCAAAACUGGCUAAAAAACGAGAGGAAGCUGCUGAACGCUCCAGGAGAGAAGCAGAGCUCAGCGCUCGACAAGGACGGGAGAGAGAAAGGGAAAGAGAGCGAGAGCGGGAGAGAGAAAGAGAGCGGGAGCGAGAGCGAGAGAGAGACUCUGAUAAAGCCUCUCGUGCUUCAAGCUCAUCCCACGAUGGCCGCAUAAGUGAGCACAUUCUUGCUGCCCACGUGCAGCAAGGUCGUCCAUCAUUUGAACCACCUCCGCCCACCACUGUAGCUGCUGUUCCUCCUUAUCUUGGUCCUGACACUCCAGCCCUGCGCACGCUCAGCGAGUACGCCCGGCCACAUGUCAUGUCACCCACCAACCGCAACCAUCCCUUCUUCAUGCCCUUGGGCCCAGGUGAGCACCUGCUAGCUUAUCACAUGCCUGGGCUCUACGCAGCAGACCCAGCCCUCAGAGAGCGGGAACUUCGUGAGCUCCGAGAGCGAGAGAUCAGAGAAAGAAUGAAGCCCGGAUUUGAGGUGAAGCCGCCAGAGCUGGAGAACCCACUUCAUCCAUCAGCAAAUCCUAUGGAGCACUUUGCUCGGCAUGGUGCCCUGCCUCUGCCUCAUGUGGCUGGCCCUCACCAUUUCGCCCAGUUCCACCCAGCCAUGGAGCGCAAUGUAGCAGCUCCACCUCGACCAGAAAUCAGCUAUGCUGAGCGUUUGACGGCUGAAAGGCUCCAUGCUGAAAGGAUGGCCUCUGUUGCUGCUGGUGACCCUGUUGCACGGCUUCAGAUGCUCAAUGUUACACCGCACCACCACCAGCACUCACACAUACACUCCCAUCUUCAUCUGCACCAACAGGACCCUCUCAACCAAGGCCAAGGGCCUCAUCCCCUAGUGGACCCAUUGGCUGCUGGCCCUCCACUGGCACGUUUCCCUUACCCUCCCGGUGCCAUCACUAACCCCCUACUCAGUGAGUUACCACAUGAGCAUGAAAUGCUCCGCCACCCUCUGUUUGGAGCACCAUUCCCCAGAGAGUUACCAGGCCCACUGGCUCCGAUGUCAGCUGCGCAUCAGUUGCAAGCGAUGCAGGCACAGUCGGCCGAGCUGCAGAGGCUGGCACUGGAGCAGCAGUGGCUACACGGACAUGCACACUUACACAGCGCUCCUCUCCCCAGCCAAGAGGACUACUACAGCCGUCUGAAGAAAGAAGGAGACAAGCAGUCCUGAAAUGAACCAAUUUUCCACUGUGGAUUAUAGAGUGAAUUCUGUGUUCAGGGUAUCAGGCCUUUUGUUUCCCGAAAAACCCAGCGUGGGUUUAUCCCCAUUUUGGCACUUAUGAACGUUUGACCGACUCCUUUGUGCUGUAUGAAAUAACUAGCCUUUUGGAGCUCACUGAAUUCGCUUUCCUUGCAUGAACACUAUUUAGAAACGGUUUCUGUCAGAACUGAUAUUCCCAUGUAAUGUGGUUAUUGUGCUGAAAGCACAGUACUGUAGAUUUACUAAGUAUUUGAGAAGUGCUGUCCGAUAUCCAGAGUUUAUCACAGUUUAGUUUCAAAGUUUACUGAAACACUCGUUUUAAGAUUGUAAAUACUAUAUGUUUAAAAUAAUAUAUUAACUGUUAAAAGUUGCAAUGAUAGAUUUGGAUACAAAAAUUUCAGAUGACUUGUGUGCAAAAAGUGCAUGCUUUACAUACGCUAUCCUUCCCGUUCUUUGACAGCCUCUUCAUCUAUGCCUCAGAGUGCUCAUCAGUAUGAAAUCCACUAUUUUUGUCUGUAAUUAAAACAUUUUUAACCGUUUGAUUUAACAACGUAGACCAAAUGCAGCUUGAGUGUUAGCAUGCUGACAGUAGUUUUGAUCUUGCCCUUGUUCGGCUCUACAGAACAGUUGCUUCACUGCCGUGAUCAUUCGAUGCAGCAGACGACUGUUCAGAUCGACCUGUUUGCAGAGUUUACCGGAUACAUUGUGAUACAUUGUGUGCAGGUCAGUUACUGGGUCAUCUCUGCUUAGAACAGAAGUUUAGGACAUUAGCAAUAAAGUGCAUAUUUGUGCACUUAGCCAUUUGAACAACCAGGCUUGUUACUUUUACAUAAUCAGGUUGGUUGGGAAGGAGCACAACAUUCUCACAAUAAUAUGAAAUCCAAUAGAAACACAAGACAGAGUCAGUUUUUGAUGGUUUAUUGCAAUACACAUGUAUUGUUGUGCACUACUAUUAAUUGUUAAAUUAACAAUAGGAAACGUGAAAUGGAGUGCCAUUGUUUUGUACUGUAUGCGUACAAGCGGACAUGAGUGUUAUCUGUUAAUGCUUUUCAUAGUGGAGCUUUGAUGGGUCACUUUUUUCCCAAAACUGCCAAAAAGUCAUUAUUAUCUUCGAAUUAACACUAAACAUUUGUACUAGCGUAUGAAUAUUUUAAAUGAGGAAUAUAUUCUCAUUUUUAGUAUUCGUGUCUUUCUGUAUAUUUGUCUUCACAUGCACAGUGUUGUCUGACUGUAAUUACAAUUCAGUGACAAAUGCAUGACUAUUACAAACAGCUUGUAUUAUUUUCAACAUCAGUGAUCCAUUAAUAUGUCACACAAAAUCUCUUUUUAUUGUUUGAUCAGUACAUUUUAUUUUCAGUACUUAAUUCAUUAGUGUAUAUAUUUUUGAGGCUGUUUCAUAUAUAUGAUUUCCCCUAUCACACUGACAUCAGUCUCUGUUUAUGUGUGAUAGAAACAUUUGACACUUAGCAGCAGUCAUACUUCUGGCACUUUUUUAUACCUCCUUACAGUGCAUCCGGGAAGUGUUGAUAGCGCUUCACUUUUUCCACAUUUUUUAUGUUACAGCCUUAUUCCUAAAUGGAUUAAAUUAAUUGAUUUCCUCAAAAUUAUACACACAAUACCCCAUAAUGACAAUGUGAAAAAAGAUUUUUAAAAAUAGUUGCAAAUUUAUUGCAAAUUCACAGCCUUUGCUCAAUACAUUGUUGAUAAACUUUUGGCAGCAAUUACAGCCUCAAGUCUUUUUAAAUAUGAUGCCACAAGCUUGGCACACCUGUCUUUGGGAAUUUUUGCCCUUUGCAGUACCUCUCAAGCUCUAUCAGCUUGGAUGGGAAGCGACGGUCUACAGCCAUUUACAGAUCUCUCCAGAGAUGUUCAAUAGGAUUUAGAUCUUGGCUCUGGCUGGGCCCCUCAAGGACAUUCACAGAGUUGUUGUGAAGCCACUCCCUCCAUUGAUAUUUUGGCGGCGUGCUUUGGGUCAUUGUCCUGCUGGAAGAUGAACCAUAACCCCAGUCUGAGGUUAAGAGCACUCUGGGGCAGGUUUUCAUUCAGGAUGUCUCUGUACAUUGCUUCAUUCAUUUUUCCCUCUACCCUGACUAGUCUUCCAGUUCCUGCUGCUGAAAAACAUCCCCACAGCAUGAUGCUGCCAACACCAUGCUUCACUGUAGGGAUGGUAUUAGCCUAGUGAUGAGCGGUGCUUGGUUUUCUCCAAAUGUAAUGCCUGGCAUUCACUCCAAAGAGUUCAAUUUUAGUCUCAUCAGACCAGAGAGUUUUGUUUCAGAUGCCUUUUGGCAAAUUCCAGGCGGGCUGCUUUAUGACCUUUUCUAAGGAGUGGCUUCCAUCUGGCCACUCUACCAUACAGGUCUGACUGGUGGAUUGCUGCACAGAUGGUUGUCCUUCUGUAAGGUUCUCCUCUCUCCACAGAAGAACACUGAAGCUUAGACAGAGUGACCAUCGGGUUAUUGAUCACCUCCCUGACUAAGGUCCUUCUCCCCUGAUCACUCAGCUUAGAUGGCCGGCCAGCUCUAGGGAGAGUCCUGGUGCUUCCAAACAUCUUCUACUAAAGAAUGAUGGAGGCCACUGUGCUCAUUGGAACUUUCAGAGCAACAGAAAUUUUUCUGUAACCUUUCCCCAGCCUUGUGCCUCGAGACAAUCCUGUCUCAGUGGUCUACAGACAAUUCUUUUGUCUUCAUGCUUGGUUUGUGCUUUGACAUGCACUGUCAACCCUGGGACCUUAUAUAGACAGGUACUUUUCAAAUAGACAAAACCUUUUCAAAUCAUGUCCAAUCAACUGAAUUUACCACAGGUGAACUCCUGUGAGGUGAGCUGCUGAAACAUCUCAAGAAUGAUCAUUGGAAACAGAAUGUACCUGAGCUCAAUUUAGAGCGUCACGGCAAAGGAUGUGAAUACUUAUGUACAUGUGAUUUAGAGUUUUUUUUUAUUUGUAAUAAAUUUGCAACAAUUUCAAAAAAUCUUUUUUUCACAUUGUCAUUAUGUGGUAUUGUGUGUAGAAUUUUGAGGAAAUCAAUGAAUUUAAUUCAUUUUGGAAUAAGGCUGUUACAUUAAAAAUGUGAAAAAAGUGAAGCGCUUUGAAUACUUCCCAGAUGCACUGUAACUUCCAACAACAUUUUAUGUGCAAAUGUAUAUUCUUUACAAAUGUACUCAAAUCUGUUUCUUCAUCCAAAAACAAUAUGGAUUUUUUUUUUUAAAAAGCUUUGGCCGCAUGAUUUUUUCCCUUUCCUUUUGCAUUUAAUAGAUACAUCUUGAGCGGUAAAAAUGUUUUUUAUAUGUACACUGCAAAAUAGUUUAAUUGUGAAUUAUAUAAAUAUGUAUAGCACAGCUUGAGUCCUGAAUAUAACUGACGCGAAACUUACCAGUGGUCACUUCUGGUCCAUAUCAACAUAUCUAAAGCAAUAUAUGUCUUCUAACUGAACAAGUGUUUGUAUGGGAAAAAACUAAACUAAUGUUUCCUCCUUUGCUUUGUAUGCUUUACUUUAACGAAAUUGUCCUUUGAUAAGUUAUUUAUUGAUCGAACACCUAUUUUGUAACAUGAAUAUAUUACAUGAAAAUAUUAGACUGUUAGGAAACAUGGAAUACAACCUAAUAUGUGUAUUUACUAAAGUGUUUGGUGUGAAUUUGUGCAAAAUUAACCCUCUCCUGUACACUGGCCCCCUUGUGAGAAAGCUCUAAUACUAGAUUUUUAUAGUUCAUCCUUCUUUUACGUAUCGCCGCAAGUACUGGAUGGCAGAGAUUGCGCUCACGUUUGCCAGAAGAGCUGAGAAACAACAGAGGGAAAAUAGGAUCAUGUUAAUUUUGUGUGCUCAUAUUAUCUGAAUAAAUUGCCUAAUUUAAUAUGGAA